GUGGCCAGAGCCGGGCUUGUGGCAGUCUACAUGGCACGCCUUAUCGUCGCCGCAGACCUUCUUGCACUCCUCGGUGCCGUGCUCGUGGCCGUGGCUGUGCUCAUGCCCUUUCUCGUGUUUGGGGUAGUGGUGCUCUAG
Molecule: messenger RNA, 138 nt
Organism: Dibothriocephalus latus
Lineage: Eukaryota; Metazoa; Platyhelminthes; Cestoda; Diphyllobothriidea; Diphyllobothriidae
Source: the annotation of a GenBank genome assembly